Messenger RNA from Rosa chinensis, 691 nucleotides. RefSeq lists its product as uncharacterized. The record is from RefSeq and is a predicted model, not a curated record. The coding region runs from base 33 to 518 and encodes 161 amino acids. The transcript has 2 exons. NCBI's taxonomy places the organism in Eukaryota, Viridiplantae, Streptophyta, Magnoliopsida, Rosales, Rosaceae.
AAAAAAUUCUCAAAGAUUGGCACAAUGCACAAAUGACCUCCCGUAAUCGUAUAGAUAGCGGCACCAAUAAGAUGGACGAGAUGAAUCAAACUCAAGGGAUCUUCAUGAAAAAAUAUCCCAAGAAAUUUGAUAAAUUUGAAUGUUGGGAGAAAGUUAAGUACCACCCGUAUUUUGUUGAUCCACCAUCUAAUCCUCAACCACCGGCAUCAUAUUCGACAGCUACUGCCUCUGAAAAUGAGUCUCCAAUUGAGUUGGAUGAUGAUAUCGUUUUGGAGACACCAUCAAGCUCCAUGCCAAGACCAAUGGGACAAAAGAGAGCCAAAGAAGCAAAGAAGAAAGGAAAGAAGGCGCAAGAUGCAGCUGAAAGUAUGGCUCUUGCUAUUCAAGCCAUGGCCGAAUCAACCCAAGCUUCUGUUGAGCUAGUGAAGAAAAGAAAUGAAAAAUGGCCUCUCACACAAAGAAGGUAUUUGAAUUUGAAGAGGCAAAAGAAGAUGCAAGAAUUAUGGCCAUGGAACUAAUUCCAUGACACCACAAUCAAAGGCUUGGUGGAAAAAGAAGAAGGGUGAUAUCGUAGCAAAAACAAUGUCCGAUGCUGGUAGUAGCGGUUGCUACAUACCCCAAUUCGACUAAAUUUAAAUGUUGUUUAGGAAAUCAAGUUUUAUUUUUUAAUGUAAUUUAAAUUUCACUUAUG